CUUCUCCCAGACGGAGCAUCACAACUUAACCAAGUCUAUGGCAUCACAAUCUAUCCGACACAACAUCGAUCCUUUCUACAGCGCGGAUACCCGACUGUGACAGUUCAAGAGACUACAUGGGAUCGCAGAAUGAAAAUUGGUCGGAAAUGCUACGCUUUCGAGCCUAGGGGGGCCUCAGGUCGCUCAGAUGACUCUUCUCACAUUGAUCAUGCUUUGGCUUGCACACCGAAGGAUGGGGAAUCGACUGACUGCAAAGCUCCGAGGCCUUUUAUAUUGGAUAACAAACCGGACGGUCAGCAGUCCCAACAGCCCUACGGGUUAUCGGGUUGCCCCGCUACUACAUCUCAAGCCCAGCACGAACAUGCCUUCAAUGCCCAGGAAGGUCUUUCUUAUAGAGUAUCACGGAAAGAAACAUCAGAUGUUAUGCCGUCUCAUGAAAUGGAAACCCUUGGAGAAACAAAACUUUCAUCCCCCGAUGAGAAUGCUUUGGAGGUGCUGGGAGAUGCAGAAACGAAUCCAAUCUUACUCCCAGAGAGUGCGUGCUGGGACCAGAUUUCCGGGGCGAAAUCGCAGAAGGAAUUACUUCGUUCAGGUGAUAAAACAACGGUAAAGUCUUCGAAGAGGCCUGCCGAGGAAAACAAGGUCUUCCAGAAGAGGAGUCGUACUGAUGUGCCAAACGAUACGAAGAAAAGGCUCGAGACAUUUGCUUGUCCUUACUACAGAAAAGACCCGGAGCGGUACUUUGAUUGCAUUAACCUUAGGUUGAUUCGAAUAUCAGAUGUUAAGCAACACUUGAAGAGGCGGCAUACGUGGAGUUAUUCGUGUUCCAGAUGCUUUAGGGGAUUUUCGUUGCAGAAAACAUAUGAGGAGCAUGUCCUGCAGCGGGACUGUCCAAUCAAGGACUGUAUAAACAAUGACAGCGUUUCUCCGGCUGCACAAAAAACACUCAAGGACCGUGUUGAUAGGAGUUCGUCUCCUGAACUCCAAUGGCAUGAAAUAUGCAGGGUUUUAUUUGGAAAAGUCGGUGACGCACUGAACCCACACCACGACGGUGUUUUCAAGGAGAUAACAGGGAUUAUGCGUGGUAUAUGGAGAGACGAGGAGCAUAACAUCAUCGCUAGUUUGAGGGAUACGCAAAAUGUUCCUUGCGCUGAUCAGCUGCGCCCCUUACUGUCCGAAAUCCUUACCAGAGUUGAAGAUUGUUUCGAACAGAAAGAGCAGAAAGCCCCAAAAGAGAAUUUGAAAGAACCAACCGAUAUAAUUCAAGAUACCCAUAAGGGGGCUCUGCAAGGAGGAAAGACAGGGCAUGCUUGCGAGCCUCCUUCGGGGGCUAGCAGUAACAUGCUUAACACUGGGCCGAUCGAAGUUGUAGAGCCUGUCGGUCUACCAACGCAAGAAUGGCAUUUCUCAGAAGACUUCGACACUUCCAACACUUCAAAUUACACCUUCAACUGUCUUAUGCCUCCUCAGUAUCAGAGCCAGCAGUUUGAGUACUCUUAUAUUGAUCUCUCAACCAGCUUGCUGCAUUCGAAUAUUGGGAUGGAUUGGCAUCUGAUGGGCCCAAAUAACGAUAUAUCAAUGGAAAAUUUCAUGUCCUCUCAGAGCUCUAUGGAGAGCUGUUUAUCUCCAGAGGAUUACAUCUGUUCAGGUCAGAUGCCGAAGGACUUCUGA
This is a messenger RNA of Fusarium redolens, 1671 nucleotides long. RefSeq lists its product as uncharacterized. Lineage: Eukaryota; Fungi; Ascomycota; Sordariomycetes; Hypocreales; Nectriaceae. Bases 130 to 1671 code for a protein of 513 amino acids. The transcript has 2 exons. The record is from RefSeq and is a predicted model, not a curated record.